AUGUCAAGCUCAGUUGGGCAGAAAAAAGGAUAUUCAAGAAUGCAUAAAUGUGGAUUUUGUAAAUCUAGUAGAGACAAAGAAUGUGGACAGCUAUUAAUAUCUGAAAACCAGAAAGUAGCAGCUCAUCACAAAUGUAUGCUGUUUUCAUCUGCUUUGGUAUCAUCAUACUCUGAUAAUGAAUGCCUUGGUGGGUUUUCUAUUGAAGAUAUUCAAAAGGAAAUAAAAAGAGGCACUAAACUGAUGUGUUCUUUAUGCCAUUGUCCAGGAGCAACAAUUGGAUGUGAUGUGAAAACAUGUCAUAGGACAUAUCACUACCUCUGUGCCUUACGUGACAAAGCUCAAAUGCAAGAGGAACCUUCACAAGGGAUUUACAUGCUUUAUUGUAAAAAACAUAAGAAACCUGGACAUAACUCUGAAGCAGCUGGCUUAGAAGAAAAUUUCAAUGAAUGUGAACUGGCACUUUCACCAGUCAAGGGAAAGAAGAGUGGGAAAGGAAAGCCAAGAAAACUUAUUUCACGAGGGCAAUCAGAAGAUACUAAAUCCACAUCUUCACAUGGGACAGAUAGAGAUAGGUCACCCCACAGAAGUAAUUCUAGUGAUUCUAGACCAAAGUGUGGAUUCUGUCAUGUGGGUGAGGAAGAAAAUGAAGCAAGGGGAAAGCUUCAUAUAUUUAGUACUAAAAAGGCAGCAGCACAUUACAGAUGCAUGUUAUUCUCUUCUGGUACAGUUCAACUUACAACAACAUCACGGGCUGAAUUUGGUGAUUUUGAUAUCAAAACUGUGCUUCAAGAGAUUAAGCGAGGAAAAAGAAUGAAGUGUACCCUUUGUAGCCAACCUGGUGCAACUAUUGGAUGUGAAAUAAAAGCCUGUGUAAAAACAUAUCAUUACCACUGUGGAGUACAAGAUCAAGCUAAAUACAUUGAAAAUAUGUCACGAGGAAUUUACAAACUAUACUGUAAAAAUCAUAGUGGCAACGAAGAGAGAGAUGAAGAAGAUGAAGAACGGGAAAGCAGAAGUCAAAGAAAAGAACUGGCUGACUAUUGUGGCCCCUCUCAACAGCAAAUUAAUGGAAACUAAUUGAAAAAUAGGAUACAGAGGCCUGAGGAACUUGAUCACCAAACCAGAUUUGUGACUAUAAAUGUUAGAGAGCCAGGAAUCAAACUGACUCCAGGUACCAUCUUCUGCCUACAACAUUAUGUUACCAUGUUCUUCAUUAAAUAUUAAUAAGAAAAUGCCUUUUGAAAAUAAAUAAAAUGUUUCCUAUUAUCUGAGUACAAUUUUCCUCAAGUUAUGAAAUUUAGUAAGAUAUCCAGCAUUUUGAAUGCUAGGCUAAGUAUAAAUAAUGACUUUGUGAAAUACAAAAUUAGUUCCUAUAGUCUUUUUUUUUUUUAUUAAAGCCUGCUUUUAGAAAGGCUUACUUAAAAUUUUCUAUUUCUCCAUUUUAAUUGUUUUUGACUAGGCUCUCAAAACUAGUUACCAAUAAUUGUUUUAUUUAUUUUUACCUUAGAACAGUGUUCUUUUAAGUAAGGAAAAUAUAAAAA
Molecule: messenger RNA, 1541 nt
Organism: Gracilinanus agilis (Agile Gracile Mouse Opossum)
Lineage: Eukaryota; Metazoa; Chordata; Mammalia; Didelphimorphia; Didelphidae
Product: PHD finger protein 6-like
Exons: 10
Coding region: 1-1077 (358 amino acids)
Cellular component (GO): nucleus
Source: RefSeq, a predicted model, not a curated record